CUCUCAUUGCAAGUUCUUGGAUAUUUCUUCCCAUUUCUAUCUUCAACUCUCUCUCACGCACACACGCGCGCGCGACACGCUUAGACACAGAUACAUAAAUACAUUACGAGAGAGAGAUAUAUAUAACUUCAAAUAGAAUUGCACACACUACAUUAGAAUUACGUUCCCUCCACCCUUGUUUUCUCAUCAUAUAUGAAUAUGAACAUGGCAACAUACGAUGAGACGGCGGCGGGCAGCGGAGGUGGCUGCAGUUUCCGGCGGUUCUGCUGCGGCGGGGACGAAGACGAGGGCCAUAGGUCUCUUCUUGGCGAAAAGGAAGGCGGAGCGGAGUGGUGGUUCGUAGCAAAACUCAAGAAACUGAGGGAGUUGUCGGAGGUGGUGGCGGGGCCUAAAUGGAAGAAUUUGAUCAGAAAGAUGGGCAGAAUUUGCAAUUCCAGGAAACAGAAUAAGAGUGCCGUGGAGUCUCGGUAUUCGCCGGAAAGCUACGCCCUCAACUUCUCCGGCGACGCCAAUGAAGACGACCAAGAAUUGUCGCACAGCUUCUCAACGAGGUUCGCCACCGGUUUUGCCAUCAAUGAUCACCAAAGGCGGCCGGGGUUGUGACUUUUUUUUUUUUUUUUUUUUUUGAGUUGGUGUGAUUAUUGUUAUUAAAUACUUUGAUGGAUUUUUUAAUUCUUUGUUCUGGAAUUCGUGGUGACUACUAAUGUAUGAUCAUAAUGAUAUUGCUAUUUUAAUUCAUUAAUGUAUCCUUCAAAAAAAAAACUCAUUAACGUGUCCUACCUCGGAUCGUUCUACGCUGCAUUUUACUAGUACACACAUUGCUGGCGACAAGAUAAAUUACUCAUUAUAAUAUAUAUUAAUUCAAAAUAUUAUUUCUAUUUUUUAAAAAUAAAAAAAAUGGAUCAUUUAUUCUUCUUU
Molecule: messenger RNA, 918 nt
Organism: Salvia miltiorrhiza (redroot sage)
Lineage: Eukaryota; Viridiplantae; Streptophyta; Magnoliopsida; Lamiales; Lamiaceae
Exons: 1
Coding region: 193-603 (136 amino acids)
Source: RefSeq, a predicted model, not a curated record